CAAUCACCUGUUAUCGUAAAGUAGACGCGUUCAAAGUUCGAGGCAAACAUAUUUAGGGAUACAGGAGAGCGAAGCCGAACGACUGUCAUUUGGAAACCCAGUUGAGAACCAUGAAGACCGUUCUACUCCUAAUCGCUAUCGUUUGCUCCGUCUCUGCGCUUCCAAACGGGCGCAUUAAUGCUGGAGAUCAAGCCGUGGCUGGACAAUAUCCGUACGUGGUUUCCAUAACUGAUGAUGAUCGCCAUUUCUGCGGUGGUUUCAUCUACAGCGAAAGAUGGAUCAUCACCGCAGCCUCUUGUGUUGAAGGGAAAACACCAAGCAAAUUGAAAGUCGUUGCCGGCCAAGUAAGCGCUAUCAAUGCUGACCCUAACGAGCAGACGAUUUCCGUGUACACAGUCACCAUUUUCCCGCAAUACGACAACAUCUUGCAGCUAAACGAUAUCGCUCUGCUGAAGCUCACUGCAAACAUUACGUUUGAUUACACUAACGUUGACUUUGUUGCAUACAACGAGGCAGACAACACGUUGCCGGCAGAAAUCAUGGGAUGGGGCGCUACUUUCGAGGGAGGAUUCGAAUCCGUCAAUCUUCGUCAUGGGGUAGCCCACAUCAAUGUUAAGGGUUCCGGCGAUCUUUGUGGAACUUUCAAUACUACCGUCUUUAAUUUCGCCACCAUGAUUUGCGCUUCGACUGUCCCUGAUGCAACUCCUGCUCCUACUCCUCCUGCCAAAAAUGGGCGGGCUGUCGGGUCACCUUGCAAGUACGACGAGGGGUCACCACUAGUUCAAAAAUUUAACGAGGUUGCAACUGUUGUUGGCAUCUUAUCCAAGAGUGAGGAUUGCUCGUUGGACACCGCUGUUAGCGUCUACACGCGCGUCUCCAUCUUCUACUCAUGGCUGAUCAACACAGCUGGUCAACAGCCGGUUAGAACGACACCUGCACCUAUUACACCUGAACCUACCACAAUCGUUCCACCUGGUAAAAUCUAAGCAUGUACAAAGAAAUUUUCAAGUGAAACCAUCUCUUAGGAGAUGUCGUUCAAUACCACCCUUAUUACUGACGACGCGUUGAUGAACGACGUCGUUGGCAAACACUUUUUGGACAUGAAUAAACACGUUAGAACCUUCAA
Messenger RNA from Daphnia magna, 1126 nucleotides. RefSeq names its product mite allergen Der p 3. The record is from RefSeq and is a predicted model, not a curated record. Gene Ontology annotation, molecular function: serine-type endopeptidase activity. The coding region runs from base 111 to 986 and encodes 291 amino acids. The transcript is spliced from 6 exons. NCBI's taxonomy places the organism in Eukaryota, Metazoa, Arthropoda, Branchiopoda, Diplostraca, Daphniidae. Gene Ontology annotation, biological process: proteolysis.